UUUUCACAUAUGUAUAUUUUAACUUAACUCUUGUUUGUUUAUUAUUUACACGUGUAAUUUUAUUGUUUAAGUUAUUUUUAUAAAUAUUUAUUAUAUAUAUUAUUUAUUCAAUUAAAAUAUAAUAUGAGUCCUCACAAAAAGUAUUUAAAAUAUCAGCAAUACAGUCAAAUUUCUAUUGGUAAUGAAAUCUACAAAGAAAAAGAUGCUGUAAUUAUUAAUGGGGAGAGUGGUAAAGAAAUUGCUGUUAUUAAACAUAUAUAUGCGUCUCAUGAUGAAAGUUUGCUUAAUGUUGGAAAAUACAUAUUUGCAAAAAAUUUAAGAAAACUUUUUGUGAAACAAAAGCUGAACUAUGAUAAAAAUAAUGAGGUUGUUCAAGAUAUGACCAAAUGUUAUGAUGUAUCAUUGAAACAGGUUUUAAAAAAAUGUAUCUUGGCAUUUCCUCAUAUUAACGAUGAAACUUAUUACACUGAACAUAAUAAUUUGGAUCUUUCUGACUUCUUUUCUUGUCGUUAUUACUUGAAAGAUAAUUUUUUAUUUCCACUACACAGCCAACAAACUGUCCUCCAUACUCCUCAAGGCAUUACAGAGAAAUAUAGUGAUAAAUCAAUGAAUCCACCAGUAACAGAAGUAAAUAGUAAUAUAGAAAUUCAUUUUAAAAAUGAUUAUUUUUCUCCCACCCAAAGAAAUCAAGUUAAACGGAAUCUCAACAAAUCUUUUGGAAAUUCACCUUCCUCUAAAGAUAAAUCUAUACUUGAUUAUGAAAUACAUUCUCUUUCUGAUGAUGAUGAUGACAUUGAACAAACUACUAUCAAUAAAGAAAACCAUGUUACAACUCCUGUUAAAGUUAGAAAAUCAAAUAGAAAUAUUAGCAGAAAAUCAUAUGUGGAUUAUAUUUCUCCAAAGAAAACACCAAGUAAAAGAAGACUCAAAUCUGUUAGCUCAGAUGAUGAUGACUGGGAUCAAAUAAUGAAAAACAAAGUAUCUAAAAACACACCCCAAAAGACAAUCAGAGGUAGUAGGACAACUCCUAGAAGAAAAACUAAGCCUCCCCAACGUUAUGUUGAACAAAUAGAAUAUUGUCAAAGAACACCCCGAAUCACACCAGCUAGAAGAAGUUUGAAAUUGACUAAGAGUGACGAAGACCAGUCUCAUAUAACUACAAAAAGUAUCAAGAACUUGGAUAGCUGUAACAAAAAGGAUAAUACUAGUAAAAAUUUGGACGAAUCAUUGAGAAGGAAUGUAUUUAAAAAUUCUUUGAAAAAAACUGACGAAAAUGAUCAAAACUCCAAAUUGAUCAAUUACGACUCAGACAAUGAGGAUGCAGAUAACAACAAAGAGACAAAUUUGGAUAACUCGAAUCCUUGUAACAUUAGAAUUAUUUUGAAAAGAUUAAAUUUAAGUACCGAUGAUACUAAUAACACAGAAUCUUCAUCAGUAAGCGAUAAUGAAGAUCAGAGUACGCCGAAAAAAAGGAAACCUACCAAAAUUAAAGCGGAAACCCCUAAAACGCCCAAGAGUUCUAAAAAGCCCCCCACAAAAUCUAAGUGGGAGGUUAAAAGUAGUCCAAAAAGUACCCCCAAGACACCUAAAAAUAGAGCCAAACUAAUAAGAGAAGGAAUUGUUACUCCAUCUAUGCAAAAAAGAAGUAAAAAGAUCCAAGGAAAUACCACACCAUUAAUGCAAGCCAGGGCACAGUUACAUGUGUCUUUCGUUCCAGACUCGUUACCUUGCAGGGAGAAGGAGUAUUGUGAUAUUUAUAAUUUUUUAGAAGGGAAAUUAUUGGAUGGUUGUGGAGGUUGUAUGUAUAUAUCCGGAGUACCGGGUACUGGAAAGACAGCUACAGUGACUUCAGUGAUCAAUCACUUACAAAACAUUAAACGUAUUCCGAAAUUUAAUUUUAUUAAUAUAAACGGCAUGCGAUUAACUGAACCCAAACAAUCAUACGUGGAAAUUUUAAAACAACUCAAAGGUAAAACGGUACCGUGGGAACAAGCUCAACACACUUUAGAAGAUUUAUUUGUCAACUGUAAAAAAAUGGAACCAACAGUUAUGUUAAUAGAUGAGUUGGACAUUUUGUGUACCAAACGUCAAGACGUGGUCUACAAUUUAUUAGAUUGGCCUACAAAAGCUAAAAACCAAUUAGUUGUAAUAACGAUAGCAAACACUAUGGAUCUACCUGAAAGAUUAUUGAUGAGUAGAGUUACCAGUCGAUUAGGAUUAACCAGAUUAACUUUCCAGCCGUAUACUUUUAAACAAUUACAAGAAAUAGUAACUAAAAGACUUAGUGGAACAAAUAGUUUUAAUCCGGAUGCAGUUCAGUUUGUAGCUAGAAAAGUUGCUUCGGUUUCUGGCGACGCUCGAAGGGCAUUGGACAUAUGCAGAAGAUCUGCAGAAAUAGCAGAAGCCGAAGGUAAAACACAAUCAGUCGGAAUGAACCACGUUAAUGAAGCAUUAAACGCUAUGAUCACUCAGCCUAAAAUAUUAGCGAUUAAAUGUUGUUCUAGAUUGGAACAACUUAUUUUACAAUCUAUAGUUGCUGAGGUGGAAAGGACAGGAGUGGAAGAAACAACAUUCAGGGACGUUUAUCAGAUGAUGAUUACAUGCUCAGCCAUUGAGGGAUUCAAAAUGGUAUCUUCUACUCUAGUCCAAAACGCCAUAAUGAGGUUGAGCGCUUAUAGAUUAAUUUUAGCUGAACAAAAAUGUAACAAUAUUUACCAAAAGAUUAUUCUUAACGUUAGUAACGAUGAUAUAUACUAUGCUUUACAAAAAAAUUACAGCUAGUAACGUUGGGUUUAAGUCGUAAUUGAGGACCAGAGCAAGAAUUUCUUAUAAAAAAAGUUUUAACAUACAGUUAAAUAUGAAUUUUACACUUUAAGACUGUUUUAACGAUUAUAAUUUGACAAAUGUGAUUGAAUUUAUCUCAUUUUUGUUUUACAAUUUAAAACGUUUAUUUGACUAAUUCAAUAAAUAAAAGAAUGUUAUAAUAAAUAAA
Diorhabda sublineata is the source of this 2992-nucleotide messenger RNA. It is a transcript of the gene Orc1, whose product is annotated as origin recognition complex subunit 1. The transcript is spliced from 12 exons. Gene Ontology annotation, biological process: DNA replication initiation; mitotic DNA replication checkpoint signaling. Gene Ontology annotation, molecular function: ATP binding; DNA replication origin binding; ATP hydrolysis activity. The record is from RefSeq and is a predicted model, not a curated record. The coding region runs from base 124 to 2781 and encodes 885 amino acids. NCBI's taxonomy places the organism in Eukaryota, Metazoa, Arthropoda, Insecta, Coleoptera, Chrysomelidae. Gene Ontology annotation, cellular component: nuclear origin of replication recognition complex.